AUGGACGGUGCUGCGAAGCGUGGCGAGGGCUUUUGGCCCAAACUCGAUCAGGCGCGCGGGAGUUUCAUCCAUUUCGUCAGUGUUCUUCGGAAAAUUGACCAGAAUCGACCGAGAGCCAUGGCGCACCAGACAAAGGCGACUCCUCUGGUAGCGUCCGUCACGCGUCGAGCACGACGAGCAAUCAUCACCUGCUCGCCAACGUCGUCAGCACACCACUAUAGGAACCUCCAGGUACGGUACGAUCAGCUGUUUUGUGGGCGGGCAUAGCUCUAUCCCACGUUUGUCGGCGGGCAUUGCAGUGCUCUAUCCCACGCAGCUCGUUCGGGCUUGUUCGGGCCAUCACGUGCCUCCAACGUGUCUGACCCCUGUACCACCCUCGUGUCUCAAGCUGAUCCCAAGCCUUCUUCAACCUUCAGCCAUCGGUUAUCCGCUACUGCAGCAUCACUCAUCUGGAGACUCAUGUCAUCGGCGCAUACUUGGAUCCCCAGCUCAAUCGCCAUCCCUUACAUCACCGCCACGUUUGCGCUGCUCGUCUCGAUCGUCGUGCUCAUGAGUUUCCUUUGGCGUCGUCGGAUUGACUUCUCCGGCAAGGUGCGUCGCCUUUGAGGCAGUUCAAGCGAACAAAAGGGAGGGUGAAGAGCGACAUGUACGGACACUGAGGCCUUCUACGCAUCCAGCACUGCUACAUUGGUGGAGGCUCCGAGGGGCUCGGACUCGCCCUCGCCUGUCUGCUUGUAGAGCGCGGCGCCCACGUCUCGAUCGUCUCGAGAAGUAAAGUAAAGUUGGAGGCGGCCCUUGCACGCAUAGAGGUGGGUGGAAAAACAAGAUGCUGGGUGCUGGUGCUGGGUGUAUGACCCGGCUAGUAGCUUUUGCCGCAGCGAGUGCUGACUUCCUUCGCGUGCACCCACUGCAGACCCACCGUCAGUCACCGAGCCAACAGAUCGCCUCUUACGCGUGCGACCUCACUUUGGCCGACGAUGCCGCAGCGACGCUGAACCUGGCGUGUGAAACGUUUGGAGAGGCGCCGGAUUUCGUCUUUGCGUGCGCUGGCGGCACGUUCCCGGGUUUCUUUGCCGACCUCGAUGCCGAGCGUCACUGGCAAGGCAUGCAGUGGAACUUCAAGACCGCACUCUGCACGAUCCAUGAAGCCACACGACGUAUGCGACAAGAGGGAAAACCCGGAAAGAUCGUCUUCACGGCCAGUGUCUUGGCUAUGAUGGGCUUUGCGGGCUACUCGGCGUACACGCCUAGCAAGUACGCAAUUAGGGGUACGUGCCACACUUUACGUUUUAGAAGAUUCCACCACCGUCGCUCACGUAAUGUUGAUCUUGAGUCCAGGACUGGCCGAGACCCUUCGGAACGAACUGCAGAUGUAUGGCAUUUCAGUCCAUCUGUUCUUGCCUGCAACGAUCCUGUCGCCCGGUUUCGUCGAGGAGCAGAAAGUCAAACCGGCCAUGACCCGCAGAAUCGAGGGACCCGAUGUGGGCUUGACUCCCGAGGUGGUAGCUGCGCACAUGAUCCGAGGUGAGCAACGCGCGAGAACUUUAAUUACCCGUCCCUCCAUCUGUUUGAGAAACCUUACCACCUUCUCUCUCUCAUAUGAUCAGGCUUGGACCGUGACAACUUCUACAUCACGUAUGAGCCUGUGGGACACAUGCUGCGAAAUAGUCGAGGCAUCACCCCGCGUAACAAUGUACUCAUUGAUACGCUGUGGGGUAUUGCCGGAACGGUAGGCUUGUAGCAAUCGUUCACAACAGAUAAUCGAGAAGCUGAUGAAACGUUCCUUUGCCUUCGAUAUUUGCUGCAGAUCGCCUUUCCAAUCUGGCGCAGGAUAUCCCCUGACAGCGAGGUUCGAGCGGAGGCCAAGAAAAUUUUGAGUGCGCGCAAGAUGCAAGAAGGCUCUAGCUAG
Molecule: messenger RNA, 1909 nt
Organism: Microbotryum saponariae
Lineage: Eukaryota; Fungi; Basidiomycota; Microbotryomycetes; Microbotryales; Microbotryaceae
Source: the annotation of a GenBank genome assembly